GACCAUCAUUCGUUUCAAAUAAGAGAUCGUGGUGGCCUCAGUCGGGUCCAAAUUCCAAAGGCCCAAACUAGAAACAUUUAACAAACGCGUUUAGUUAACAUUUAACAGAAUCCAAAUUUCACACAUUAGCUUCCAGUUCUGUCUGGAUCCUGGGGUUUCCAGUCCUACUCCCACCCACCAAAUCCGAAAUCCUGAUUUAUCUGCCUUUUACUUUGGUUGUUCAAUUGAGGUUCACGUUCAAUUGUCAAUUAUGAUAUUAGAGAAAUGUUUAGGAGCUCAAAGAACGCGAAGGAUCCAUAGAGCUCUGCGCCAUGGCAAGGUCACAAUCCUGUGUCUCGUCCUCACUGUUGUCGUCCUACGUGGCACAAUCGGAGCCGGCAAGUUUGGAACUCCGGAGCAGGACUUCAUCGAGAUUCGCGAUCACUUCUACUCUCGCAAGCGAGCAGAGCCUCACCGCGUCCUUGAGGAGGUCCAGUCAACACCGGCCGAUCCCAACAACUACAAUGCCUUCGAUAUCAACAAGAUCUUGGUCGACGAAGGAGAGGAAGACAGACCCGAGCCCAAUAAGCCCUACACUCUUGGACCCAAGAUUUCAAAUUGGAACGAGCAGAGAUCGAAAUGGCUUAAGGAAAACCCUAAUUUCCCAAAUUUCAUCGGACCCAAUAAGCCUAGAGUGCUUCUGGUAACUGGGUCGUCGCCAAAACCCUGUGAGAACCCGGUAGGUGACCAUUACUUGUUGAAGUCGAUUAAGAACAAAAUCGAUUAUUGUAGGUUGCAUGGGAUUGAGGUUUUUUACAAUAUGGCCCUUUUGGAUGCUGAAAUGGCUGGUUUUUGGGCCAAGCUUCCGUUGAUUCGGAAGCUUCUUUUGUCUCACCCGGAGGUUGAGUUUCUAUGGUGGAUGGAUAGUGAUGCCAUGUUUACAGAUAUGGCUUUUGAAGUACCCUGGGAGAGGUACAAAGAUUAUGACUUUGUAAUGCAUGGAUGGAAUGAGAUGGUUUAUGAUCAAAAGAAUUGGAUUGGGCUCAAUACCGGGAGCUUCUUGUUAAGGAAUACCCAGUGGUCAUUAGAUAUGCUUGAUACUUGGGCUCCUAUGGGACCUAAAGGGAAAAUUAGGGAUGAGGCUGGGAAGAUACUCACUAGGGAGCUUAAGGAUAGGCCGGUAUUCGAAGCUGAUGAUCAGUCAGCCAUGGUUUAUAUAUUGGCCACUCAAAGAGAGAAGUGGGGUGAUAAGGUUUAUCUGGAGAAUGCAUAUUAUUUGCAUGGUUAUUGGGGGAUUUUGGUUGAUAGAUAUGAGGAAAUGAUUGAGAAUUAUCAUCCUGGUUUGGGUGACCACAGGUGGCCGCUAGUGACACAUUUUGUUGGUUGCAAGCCAUGUGGAAAGUUUGGAGAUUACCCAGUUGAGAGAUGCUUGAAGCAGAUGGAUAGAGCUUUUAACUUCGGGGACAAUCAGAUUCUUCAAAUCUAUGGAUUCACACACAGCUCAUUGGGUAGUAGGAGAGUUAAGAGAGUUCGUAAUGAAACAAGCAAUCCACUUGAGGUUAAAGAUGAACUUGGAUUGCUUCAUCCAGAAUUUAAGGCUGUUAAGGUAUCGUCUUCCUAGUUCAGCUCUUGUUCACCUCAUGUUUUUGGAUGAUGUAGGAUGUGUUACGAUGUGUAUGUUGUGCCUAAUAUUUCGUGUUAGGUGUGGAGAUAGUAUUCUUUUGUUCCUUAUAAAUUUGUAUUACUUCCCAAAUUAAAAUCAGAGAGAUUAUUUAUUGUUUGCUGUUCAAUUUUGUAGCUUCUGGGUAGACAUUAUAUUUUUAAUUUUCAUGAUGUCUGGAAACCAGUUCAGACUUGUGUUUGUA
This is a messenger RNA of Prunus dulcis (almond), 1844 nucleotides long. Its product is annotated as xyloglucan 6-xylosyltransferase 2. Gene Ontology annotation, cellular component: membrane; endosome; trans-Golgi network. Gene Ontology annotation, biological process: xyloglucan biosynthetic process. Bases 251 to 1600 code for a protein of 449 amino acids. Lineage: Eukaryota; Viridiplantae; Streptophyta; Magnoliopsida; Rosales; Rosaceae. The transcript has a single exon. The record is from RefSeq and is a predicted model, not a curated record. Gene Ontology annotation, molecular function: hexosyltransferase activity; UDP-xylosyltransferase activity; xyloglucan 6-xylosyltransferase activity.